AUGGCGAAUUCGAACACACAAGAUUUGAUUGUCGAUGGUGCAGAAUUGAGUCAUCCGAUCACUAUCAAACGUGGUAAAACAUCACGUAUCCAUCAAGUUGUUGCGUAUCCAACGCAAUUAACACGAAAAACGACCAACGGUUUUGCGGAUGGAUCAACGACGCCAGACGACAAAACAAUCAAAAAGUGUCGAUGGCAUACGGCUGGUAUCAUCCGAUUUCAUCUGAACCCCGAAACGAAUCAAAUCUACGAGGCUCGGCCAAGUUUGCACGAACUCGAAAUCACACUUGAAUGCCUUCUCGAAGAAACUCAUAAAGAACAAUUGGCCAAACGAGCUGAACAAAUCUAUGGACUAGAAUUUUCAGCAGAUAAUUUUGUGAUUUGUCCAUUUCAAACCUUUAUGGCACAAUUAACAGUUCCCAUGGACGGUGUUCCGAAAACAUACUAUGGUGUCUUGGUCGAUAACAAAGAAUUGCAUCCGAUGCGAAUCAUUUUCGAAAUCAAAGAUUCAAAUGAAAUCAACGAAAUUACCUCGAAACUCGAUCACCCACGUGAUCAUGACAUCGUCUUGCGUUACGACUACAGUCUUAGUGGCACGUCGACAGCUCGUGCCGCACUGACGAUCAGUGCGGAGGAUAUCAACAGAAUCAAUCUGGAAAAGCAAGUGUUCGGAAAGAGUGAAGCCGACAGCAUGGUAGUCAGUCGAUCAGUCAUGGAUAAGAUCACUGCGAGUGUUAGUACACAAUUGCGGGUUGUCGAAGACAUCGGAGUUGGUGGAUCGUCAUUUGGACAAGAUUUGAUUCAACAGGAAAUCGCGCGAGCGAUGUCAUCGAGUGGUUUUCAAAAAUUCAGUAUGGAUGACAUCAUGCAAAUGAAAAACAAUGAUAUGGAAAUCAGUGAUGAUCUCAAAGCAAAUAUUAUUAACUUAACGUCGUCGAACGAAGCAGAUAGUUCAGCAGCAAGUCAUCACGACAUUGACCAAUCAUCAUCGGCGGAUUCGUCAGAUGUGUUGCACGAAAAAAGUGACUCGAACCGUAAAGCUGGCGGUCAAUCAACGAGUACAUCGAGCAGUUUUGGAUUGAAUGCAACGAUAGCAGGAUUCGGUGGUGGAUUCAAUACGAGUAGUUCCAAUUCUCAAUCGACGAAUUUCGAUAACGCGAAUAGUUCGGCGAAUAAAGAUCAUGAAAUAUUCUCGAACGAACAAUCCAAAUUGAAGGACACCUCCGCGAGUAAUUCAAGUUCGUCAUCGAAAAGCAAAACUGUUCAAGGUGAAAUUCGACAAGUAAAGAAUAUUGAUGCAGCGAUUGUUCGUCGAUCAGAAAUCUCCAAAGGUUUUACAAUUUCAUUGCAAAGAUUUCAUCAUCAAUUGGCAACGACGAGUAUCAAAGGUCGAUUGACAACCAAAGCAGACACGGAGAUGUUGGAAGAUAUUCAAGCGAAAGAGCGAGCUGAACGAGAAAAACAAGCCAAACGAGAAGAAGAGGAAAACCAUGCUAAGGAAAGAGCACUUCGUCAGGAAUUAGAACUAACGCCGCAGCAAAUCGAUGAUCUUCUACAUGAAAUCGAUAGUCUAGAUGAAGACAAACUAAAAGAAAUGUAUGAAGAAUUCGUCGUACUGUGUCCGAAUGGAAAAAUGACGAGAGAAACUUUUACUAGUUGCUUUCAAAAAUUACAUCCCACUGGAAAGGUGAAUAAUUACUGUCGCUAUGCAUUCGGCGUAUUCGACUCAGACAACACCGGAGCGAUGAAUUUUACAGAAUAUGUCAAAGCGAUGCAUGCACAUGAAUCCGAUGAUGUCGAAGAAAGUCUUCGUAUGGCUUUCGAUGUGUUCGAUUAUGAUAAAUCGGGGAAAAUUGAUCAGAAAGAAAUACUUCAUAUGUUAACGGCAACAGGUGAUCUUCUCGGUCAAUCGUUAGAAGCAGCGAAUGCGAAAGUUCUCGCAAAGAAGAUUUUGGAUGCUUGCGAUAAACAACGAAAUGGCAAAAUUACAAAAGAGGAAUUCGUUAAUGGCUGCAAGAAUAAGAAAGACUACUAUCAACUGUUAAUACCAAAUUCUGAAAAAAUUGCCACAGCUCUCGAUCCAAACUAUGAAGGAGAUUUAGACGACGGGAAAAAAUGUGGACAAGGUGUUUACACUUGGCCCGAUGGUCGUCGAUAUAAAGGUCAGUGGCAAGAUGAUAAACAACACGGAGAAGGUGUUUUCACCUGGCCCAACGGCGAUGAACACAGCGGAGAAUGGAAGGAUGAUAAACGGCAUGGAAAAGGUACGUUUACGUGGUCAGAUGGUCGUCGCUACGAAGGUAAUUGGGUGGAUAACGUUAAAAGUGGAGAAGGUAUCGAAGUUACAACUGAUGAUGACCGGUAUGAAGGCGAAUGGAAAAACGAUAAGAAACAUGGAAAAGGUGUUUACAUCUGGUCUGAUGGUCGGCGCUUCGAAGGACAAUGGAAAGAUGAUAAACAAGGAAGCGAUGGUGUUUAUAUUGAUCCCGACGGUAGUCGUUAUGAAGGUGAAAUGAAAAACGGUAUGAAAGAUGGAAAAGGUAUUGAAAUAGACGAAGAUGGUGAUCGAUAUGAAGGACAAUGGAAAAAUAAUCAGAAACAUGGAUAUGGGACUUUGACUAUGAGUAAUGGAUAUAAAUAUGAAGGUAAUUGGGAAAACGACGAGAAGAAUGGAAAAGGUACUGUAAUAGACGAAGAUGGUGAUCGAUAUGAAGGAGAUUGGGAUGAUGGUUCCAGACAAGGCAAAGGAACGGAAACUAAGAAGAAUGGUGAUCGAUAUGAGGGUGAUUGGGAUGACGAUUCCAAACAUGGCAAAGGAACAGAAACGAAGAAAAAUGGUGAUCGAUACGAAGGAGAUUGGGUGAAGGAUAUUCGACAGGGCAAAGGAACGGAAACGAAGAAAAAUGGUGAUCGAUAUGAAGGAGAUUGGGACAACAAUGAAAGAAAUGGAGAAGGAACUGAGACUUUAGCUGAUGGACAAAAGUAUUCUGGAAGAUGGAAGAAGAAUCGAAAACAUGGAAAAGGCGUUCAAUAUUACGGUAAUAAUCUGAAAUUCGAAGGCGAAUGGAAAAAUGGAGAAAGAAAUGCCGAAGGUCGUUUAACCUUGCCAACUGGAAUGAUUUACACAGGACAUAUCAGUGAUGACUUCAUUGAACAAGCAAAAAAUAAUCGUGCGCAAUGUGGUCGAGUUCAAUGGACUUAUUAUUCAUCUUAA
This is a messenger RNA of Adineta ricciae, 3213 nucleotides long. The record is from the annotation of a GenBank genome assembly. Lineage: Eukaryota; Metazoa; Rotifera; Eurotatoria; Adinetida; Adinetidae.